GGAGGGCCUCGCGCCACCAUGGCCGCCCGUGGGGUCGUGGGCAUCUUCCUCCUCUCCGCGCUCCCUCUCUUGUGUCUGGAGCUGCGGCGUGGGAUCCCGGACCUAGGAAUUAAAGAUAUAAUUUUGCUGUGUGGCCGGAUUUUCUUACUGCUUGCUGUUCUUACUUUGAUUAUUUCUGUGACAACCUCAUGGCUUAACUCAUUUAAAUCUUCUCAAGUUUAUCUGAAAGAAGAAGAAGAGAAGAAUGAGCAAAGGCAAAAACUUGUGAGAAAAAAACAACAAGAGGCACAAGGUGAAAAGGCCAGCAGAUACAUAGAGAAUGUUCUAAAACCUCACCAGGAAAUGAAAUUGAAAAAACUGGAAGAGCGCUUUUAUCGAAUGACGGGUGAAACCUGGAAGUUAAGCAAUGGUCAUAAACUUGGGGGUGGUGAAGAUGCGGUGCUUGAAAAUGACAGUCAGGUAUCUUUUGACACAUCAAACAGAAAAGCAGCAAAGAGACGGAACUUGCCUAAGCUGUCAGCCAAAGUUUCACCACCUGCUGAACAGCCCACGCAGAAGGAGGUUUCAGAUUUACCUGAAGAACCUUCUGAAACAGCUGAAGAAGUGGUUACUAUUGCUCUCCGGUGUCCAAGUGGGAGCGUCCUGAGGAGAAGGUUUCUUAAGUCUUGCAAUUCACAGGUUUUAUUUGAUUGGAUGGUGAAAAUUGGGUACCACACAUCCCUAUACGGCCUUUCUACUUCCUUUCCCAGAGUGCCUCUGGAAGUGGAGGGAGGCUGGUCACUGCGGGACAUAGGAAUAACUGUGGAUACUGUACUCAAUGUAGAAGAAAGAGAGCCAAGCAACUAGAAACUAGAACUGCCUGUUCUACAUGAAAUCAGUUGUCAUGACCUUCCUUACACAGUCAAGGAUUCAUAUUAAAAUGCUGUACCUUGAUUGAGCUCAAGGCAGUUCAGUCUGCUUUCCAUUGGACUAUAUGGACGUAAAGGAUUAAGAAAGGAGUUCUCUCUGCAUAUAUUAAUGUUAAGAAUGUGCCAUUUUAUAAUGUACCAAAUGAGAACUAGGUAAACAUGCAUCCAAUAAGGCACUCAAUGGUUUCGUUUUCUUUCCUAGCUGAUGUCAUUUAUCAGUAUGUUGAAAGACAAAGCCAUAUGGCUUUGGUUUCUGCUUCUUCAAUCCAUCAUAAUCACACUAUAUUUCACAAUUCAGUGAAACUCUUCAUAGUCUUAUAAGUAGGAAUGUUUAUUCUGCUAUUAUUUCUAGAAAUUAAAAACUUUAAAAAGGAUAUUCAAAGCUCCUUACAGCUUUAAAGUUCUUUUUGAUAGGUAUGUAUUAAUCUUUACUUAACAAAUGUUUGAGAUUUAUGUAAUUUUGCCUUGUAUUCAAUUGUAACAGUUACAGAGUUUCGGGUGGAUGGGCCAACUUUUUAAAAAACAGAAUAUGGUAUAAAAGGCUGUUAGCUUUGUUCUAGUCACUCCCUUUUUCUUUUCUCGUGCUCAGUCGUAAGAGUCAGCUUGACUCCUCGGUUUGUUGCCCUUUAGUUAAUGCUCCUUUAUACCUCUUAUGUAGAAUUUAUUACACUGUAUUAGAGCUAUGGUUUUGUUUCCCCAAAUACAUAAUUCCUUAAAAGCAA
Miniopterus natalensis is the source of this 1630-nucleotide messenger RNA. It is a transcript of the gene UBXN8, whose product is annotated as UBX domain protein 8. NCBI's taxonomy places the organism in Eukaryota, Metazoa, Chordata, Mammalia, Chiroptera, Miniopteridae. The record is from RefSeq and is a predicted model, not a curated record. Gene Ontology annotation, biological process: ERAD pathway. Gene Ontology annotation, molecular function: ubiquitin binding.